AGGAGCGGAAGUGACGUGUUGCGGGGCGGGUCUGUCCACGCACAAUGGGCCAUGGAGUUCUCUUUCGAUGUGGACGCCCUGCUGCCGGAGCGGAUCACGGUGCUGGACCAGCACCUGCGACCCCCAGCCCGGCGACCCGGAACCACAACGCCGGCCCGUGUUGACCUGCAACAGCAAAUUAUGACCAUUGUAGAUGAACUGGGCAAGGCUUCUGCCAAGGCCCAGCAUCUUCCUGCUCCCAUCACCAGUGCAUCAAGGAUGCAGAGUAACCGCCACGUUAUGUAUGUGCUCAAAGACACUUCAGCGCGACCAGCUGGAAAAGGAGCCAUUAUUGGCUUCCUGAAAGUUGGAUACAAGAAACUCUUUGUGCUGGAUGAUCGUGAGGCUCACAAUGAGGUAGAACCACUUUGCAUUCUGGACUUUUACAUCCAUGAGUCACUUCAACGCCAUGGCCAUGGACGAGAACUCUUCCACUAUAUGUUGCAGAAGGAGCGGGUUGAACCACACCAACUGGCCAUUGACCGACCAUCACAGAAGCUGCUUAAGUUCCUGAAUAAACAUUACAACCUGGAGACCACAGUCCCACAGGUCAACAACUUUGUGAUCUUCGAAGGCUUCUUUGCCCAUCAGCACCGGCCCCCUGCUCCCUCCCUGAGAGCAUCUCGACAUUCUCGUGCUGCUGUGGUUGAUCCUACACCUGCUGCUCCAGCAAGAAAGCUGCCACCCAAGAGAGCAGAGGGAGACAUUAAGCCAUAUUCCUCUAGUGACCGAGAAUUUCUGAAGGUAGCUGUGGAGCCUCCUUGGCCCCUAAACAGGGCCCCUCGCCGUGCUACACCUCCAGUUCACCCACCCCCCCGCUCCAGCAGCCUGGGAAACUCACCAGAACGGGGUCCCCUCCGCCCCUUUGUGCCAGAGCAGGAGCUGCUGCGUUCCCUGCGCCUCUGCCCUCCACACCCUACUGCCCGCCUUCUGCUUGCUACUGACCCUGGGGGCAGUCCAGCCCAGCGUCGCCGCACCAGCUCCCUUCCCCGCUCUGAUGAGAGUCGAUACUGACAGACAGCUACCCCUUCCCCUCCCGUGGAGACCCGGGAUGGGCAGAGCCCCCUCUCCCUGAGAACCCCAGACCCACUCUUCCAUUGUAGUCCCAGGUUUCCGUGGAACCUGACAGAGCUCAUAGGAUUCCCUCUUCCACUUUCUUGGGCAACAGUGUUGUCAGGGUCCUACAUGGCCAAAUACUUUGUAGCUUUUCUGCCUUCUUCCUAAGUGGGCUGCGAACACUCCCACAGACAGCCUGAUUUGCUGCCAGAUCCAUUGAUUGGGUGGCUCAUACUGAUUAUCCAGAGAAGCACACUUUUGCUUGCUGUGUUAGACCCUAGAACACCAAGGAAGGUCCAAGGGCCUCCUCUGCCAGGGAAACUUUUAAGGAGUCUUGUCCAUGGAAUAAAUCCCAUAGUCCUUCCACAGUGUUACUGGUGGCUCUAAUACUGCUUUGUGCUGCCUACUACAUUUAUCUUCUCAGCCUGCUGAAGCCAACCAAUGAGCUUUGCUUCAGAGCAGCUCAGUGAUCUAGGACAGGGUCUUACCAGCUCCCCAAAGGGAUCCACUCAACAUUGCCAAACUCUAAAUCUCCCCAUGUUUUGUGUAUGUAUUGGGAACCCCCAAGCUGAUGUCUGCUUUGAGGCUCUAGACUCCCCACACUUCUGAAGAUACCAUCACUUCCCCCAGAUCCAGAUACUGUGAGGGAGUUUGUUUCUUGGCAGCAGAUCCUGUUGAGCACCCUGUGAUCACUCUUAGCCAUGUUUCAGAAGAUAGGCCCUGAGUCUCAAGUAUCUGUUAGCUCCUGGGAUCCCCUCCUGUAUACAUCCCUCCCCAGUAGCUAGAUGCUGAUAAAUGCCUGUCUGGUGAGGUUGUCUUGAGAUGAUGGAGGAACUCUUCCUCUGGCCUUCCUUUCUUUCUUCCAUAGCAAGAACCUUCCCUGCUCCAUACCCAGGGUAUGGAACAUCCUUCCCCCUCCCUACCUUCUGAAUGUGUGGUAGAUCAGGUUACUCCCAGUGUGUUCCCCCAUCCCAGUACUUGGGAGCAGGAUCUCCCUCUCUCCCAACUCACUCCUUUUCCUUCCCCUUCUCACUGUUGUUUGAAUAAACUGCAUUCUUUUGUGUUUUUUAAAUGGACAUUUUCAAUGAAAGAAAAAUCAAAAAAAAAAAAUACAAAAACAAAAACAAACCCAAACUUCAGGUCUCAGCCUCGUUUAUGUGUCACCUGUUUGUUUUUUUUUUUCCUUGGGAUCUCUGGACCUCUGUGCCUCUCAUCUUCCUUACCUCUGAGAUCUACUGGAUCUUCUGCAGGUUCCUUCUCCUGUCCAUGUAGUCACUGGAUCCUCUGUGUAGGCUUCUGGAUCUACUCUCCCAUUCCCUCCAGAAACCUCCAGCUCUCCCCAGUGACUUCUACCCUUUUGCAUAGGCCAGCCAUUGCUGAGAUGUCAAGAUUUGCUAACAUCUCUGGGACCUACUCAUUGCCUCCUGACUGUUCCCUGGAUUCCUCUUCCCAUUCUGGUUUCCUGCCCCUCUCCCACCCUUGGACCUCUCUCCAUACAAUUUCUUUUACUCCUAAAUUAAGCCUUGUCACUCCCUAUUUCCCUCUGGUCUGACAUAUCCUAUAAUUAAAAUAACCAUGUUUUCUAAACCAAA
This is a messenger RNA of Felis catus (domestic cat), 2687 nucleotides long. It is a transcript of the gene ATAT1, whose product is annotated as alpha tubulin acetyltransferase 1. Gene Ontology annotation, cellular component: microtubule. The transcript has 11 exons. NCBI's taxonomy places the organism in Eukaryota, Metazoa, Chordata, Mammalia, Carnivora, Felidae. The coding region runs from base 52 to 1053 and encodes 333 amino acids. Gene Ontology annotation, biological process: alpha-tubulin acetylation. The record is from RefSeq and is a predicted model, not a curated record. Gene Ontology annotation, molecular function: tubulin N-acetyltransferase activity.